AUGUUCUUCGAGGCCCAGAAUAUAGCUAAUGGUAAUAGUGCACCAUCAUUCGGUAUAGAAGUUCAACUUGGCUUACACAGUGGCUACUACAAAUGUUUGGGUAGAAAUCUUGUUCAGCUAACCGACAUUGGCUACAUUUACAAAACAGAUGCAGUUCCAGUAUUAAGGAGCAAUGGUGCCAUAGCUACUCAUACUUAUCAUCUUACAUUUUCAAGAGAUUUCAAAACAUGUACUGGCAAUUUGAGUUUCUUAUUCUUCACUACUGGUUCAAAUCCUUUUAAAAGACACAAUGUUCCAAUUCUUGUCGGCUCAAUGGCCACCGUGACUGGCGAGCUGUUAGAUGGCAGAAAUUAUAAAUGGCCAAGUGAUUAA
Messenger RNA from Rotaria sp. Silwood2, 372 nucleotides. The record is from the annotation of a GenBank genome assembly. Lineage: Eukaryota; Metazoa; Rotifera; Eurotatoria; Philodinida; Philodinidae.